AAUAUUUACAGCAGUGUAAGAAAAAUUUAUGAUUGUAACGUUUUAGUUAAAACCUUAUUUUCAUUUUUCAUGCAUGAUGUUAAAAAAGAAAGUUAAUACAUGAGGAUAGAUGUAUCCUACAUGCUUGGUUUUGUGAAAUUCAAAUUGACUUGGCCAAUGUAAACAAGAAAUUGUGAAAUUGUUCAUAGAAUUUAUGAGGUUUUAGAAUUAUAAAACAAACCUAAAAUAAUAUGGAAAAACUGGAUGAAGCAAAGGGGCAAAAAGAAGAAUUGAAAGUAGGAGAAUUUGAAAACCUAUCUAAUUCUUCAUCUCCAAAAACAAAAGAAGAAAUAUGGAAGAAAGAAGUGCCAAUACCUCCUUUUUAUUUUCAACCCACAUUGGUUGAUAUGCUUGUGCCUAUUAAAGCACUUCACUACAAAGAUUACCCAUAUUUUGCUGAUAUGCCUGAAGAAAUUCGGGAGCGCAUUGUUGCAUUAUUACCAAUUGAUUUACCAUUAGAUCUUAUUUCCGAUUUGAUUACAGAAGAGAGUUAUUGGAAGAGAAGAUCACUUUCUAGAUGGCGUAAUGUUGAUAUUGCUUGUCAUGGAGACUCAUGGAAACAGCUAUAUUUUGAACGUAAUUUGAGUGAAUUUAUUGAAAGCUACGAGUUAACGAAGGAUUUAAAGAAAGAUCUGCAAGACCUCUUAAGACUAAGUGCAGCUUAUGUACAUAAUAUCAAUUUGCAAAAACUUCCUUCACAUUUGCAGUUACUUCUAAUAAAUGAAGAAUUGCAAUGGAAUCUAAGUACAUUAAAGAUUGAAUAUGGAGAUCCAAAUGCAUGUAUGAGUUAUGAUAUCAAAAAAAUUGGAAUGCUUAAUUCUGAUUGUAUUUCUAUGGCGGCAUUUUGUUCUGUUACCCACACCUUAACGGAGCUGAACUUAUCUUCAAAUGCUCUUUGUGAUGAUCAUGUGCUUGCACUUGUGGAUGGAAUGGUUCAAAACCCUACAAUUGUUAAUUUGGAUCUCUCACACAACAUGAUUUCUGAUGUUGGAUGUGAGCAUCUUGCUCGACUGCUCAAUGCAAAAAAUUGUAUUCUCUUGUUUCUCAACCUUUGCAAUAAUCAAAUUAAAAAAAUGGGAACACAAGCCAUAGGAUAUUCUCUAUCUACAAACAAGAGUUUGUUAUCUUUGAAUUUACGUUUGAAUGAUCUUGGAGAUUAUGGUGGUCAUCGUGUUUUUGAGUAUAUGAUGGACAAUCAAGUUAUCCAGAGGUUGAGUAUGUCAGCAACUGGAUUUAGUGUGGAAGGUGUGGAGGCAUUGACAAAGUUGCUUCAUUUACCACAAUCAGAACUUCAAUAUUUAGAUAUCUCAGCCAAUCCAGGAAUUGGUCCUGCUCAAGGACAGACCAUAUAUGCUGCAUUGGUUGCAAAGAAAAAAAUGAAAGAAUUACAUAUCAAAAAAUGUGGCAUUGGAGUGGAAUUGGAAGCACAAUUUGAUGGCUUGUUACAAGCUCGUAAAUUUGAUAUGGAAGAUUUGUUUUUAAAUCCAGAGGCACAUGGAUAAUUCAUAAGGCUGUUUUAUUUUAUUUUGUUUUGAUCCUUAUUCUUACUUUCACCUUUUUCAUUAUAUAUAUAUGUAUAUAUAUAUAUAUAUAUACAUAUACAUGUAUAUAUGUAGAAAAUUAACAAACCUAAUUUAUGGUUGAAGUAUCGUGUAUUGAUGGUUGGAAAUUUAUUGGUAGUGACUACAUAUUCUUGUAAAAGUUUUAGACGUUCUUGUAUGAAAUAUUUAAAAUUAUACUUACAAGGGUUGAAACAGUGAUUAUUUGUAGACAUAUUUUGAAUUUGUGAGGUCCCAAUUACAUUAUUUUUCAUAAUGAAAGUCUUAAAAUUGGGUUGAUUUAUACAUUUGAAGAAAACUGUUAUGUGUUAAUUAGUUGAUACUUAAAAAUAAAAAGUUGGAUCAACAGCAAUAUUUGGAUUUUAAAUAUCUCAUUUUAGUUUUGACUGUUGAACAUGUAGUGAACAAAGGAUUACCAUCUUCAAUCAUAAUAAAGCCUAUUUCAAC
Physcomitrium patens is the source of this 2045-nucleotide messenger RNA. Lineage: Eukaryota; Viridiplantae; Streptophyta; Bryopsida; Funariales; Funariaceae. The record is from RefSeq and is a predicted model, not a curated record.